Hermetia illucens (black soldier fly) is the source of this 1844-nucleotide messenger RNA. Its product is annotated as protein tumorous imaginal discs, mitochondrial. The record is from RefSeq and is a predicted model, not a curated record. Lineage: Eukaryota; Metazoa; Arthropoda; Insecta; Diptera; Stratiomyidae. Bases 162 to 1568 code for a protein of 468 amino acids. Gene Ontology annotation, cellular component: mitochondrion. Gene Ontology annotation, biological process: mitochondrion organization; negative regulation of apoptotic process; protein folding. The transcript has 2 exons.
AUGUAGUAAACAUAGCAAUUUUAAUCAUAAUUUGGAAUAUUUUCUUGAAUAGGAAAAGUCUUAGUUAAAAAUAAAUUAUUUUUAUUCAACUCUAAAUUCUAUAUUACACUUCACCUCUAGUUCCGUUAAUAGUCUAGGCUCAAUUUGACCAAACAGCAAUCAUGUGCGCAUUCCAAAUUUAUUUUAAUGUGACGAAAAGGCUUCUUCAGGGCUCGUCUCAUAUUUUGGGCUCAUUCAGAUUAAUGAAUACAAUGCAUCAGUUUAAAUUGAAUACUGUGGUCAAAUACCCGAAAAGAGAAACUCUAAAACCAGUUUGCACGAAACAAAGUCUAUUGGAACAAAUGAAUUUGAAUAGUGAAAGUCUUUCAACUGGAGCUGCCGAACGAAAAAGUUAUUAUAGCAUAUUGGGAUUGAAGAAAGAUGCCACCCUUCGAGACAUUAAGAAGGCGUACUAUGUGUUGGCUAGAAAACAUCAUCCUGAUGCAUCUAGUGUAUUUACAUCUCCAGAAAGUGGUAAACCAUUUCAAGAAAUUGCUGAAGCUUACAGAAUAUUGAGUGAUGAUAAUAAGCGUCUUGAAUAUGACUUAUAUGGUGUUGUAAAGCAUGAUAAGAAAAAAAUCACGGAAGCUGCACGCAGGGAUUACGGCGAGCAAAGCUUACGCAAAGUGUUCGACGAAGUUGGAUUCAAACGGGGCAUAGAUAUUGAUCCACCGCACUCAAUAAAAGUGCCAGGAGAAACAACAGUGCGACUAACAUUUCUGCAAUCCAUUCGCGGCAUGACAAAAGAAUUAAAUGUAAAGGUAAUUCAACGUUGUCCAGAAUGUGCAGGAAUCGUCAAAUCUUCAAUGAGAAAGAAUUCAGAAACGAACCAAACAUGCAAUGGAACGGAUAUUCAGUCUACAACAAAUACGCAUCGAGCACCGUGCAAAGCAUAUCCCGGUAGCCAUUAUCUUGCGCAGCACACUUGUGCCGAAUGUGGUGGCCGUGGAAUCGUGCUUGUUAAUAAGCUUAUCGAUGUGAGCAUACCACCUGGUGUGAAUUCGGGAGAUGUUAUUAAAGUACCGCAUCCAGGAAAAAAUCAGCAGAUUGCUAUUCGUGUUCAGGUUGCAAAGAGUGAUCAGUUCGAUCGAGUAGAUAAUGACGUAUUUAGUAAUUUGUCAAUAUCAUUAUCACAAGCUGUCCUUGGUGGAGUUGCUAAGGUGAAAGGUAUAUUCGAUGAUCAUGAAAUCUUCUUAGAACCAGGAACGGAGAGUGGAACGAGGGUUCGGUUAGUUGGUAAAGGUGUGAGAACCCAUUCAGGUGUUGGCGACCACGUUCUAACUGUGCGCGUGAAAAUCCCAAAAACACUCACCACGAAGCAGAGGGCACUAAUGACCGCUUUCGCUGAAAUAGAAGCAGAUCAACCUGAUCAAAAGGCUCGGCUUCGGAGGUCUAAAAUUAAAGAUGAAUUGGCCACCUUGCAUCGUUUAAAUAGACCGCAAUCACCAGCAUCACGCACCAUUCAAAAGGGCUCCAACCCAGAACCUUUUCAACGUUCGCAAAUUAAAAUGCUUUCGUGUAAAGUCUAAGACUAUGUAGUAACUAUUUAAUUUGUUGUUAAGUGUGCACUUUAUAUAGAAUAUGUCUUGAUUGAAUUGGGAUGAACAAAGUCUUGAAGUGUAUGUGUAUUGUACUUACGUAUGUAAGUUAUAGAAAGUUGAGUUCGAUUGUGUUUAAUUUAAAACAAGCAAUCAAUCUUUAUUUAUAGAAAUACCAUUCUUGAAAUUAUUCCUAAUGUUGGCAUAAAUGGACAAUGUUUUUUUCCAUUAUGUGUUAAUAACGAAUACAUCAUGAUUUUAAGCUAA